Coniosporium apollinis CBS 100218 is the source of this 2547-nucleotide messenger RNA. RefSeq lists its product as uncharacterized. The transcript is spliced from 4 exons. Lineage: Eukaryota; Fungi; Ascomycota; Dothideomycetes. The record is from RefSeq and is a predicted model, not a curated record. The coding region runs from base 1 to 2547 and encodes 848 amino acids.
AUGGAUGUUCCUCAGACCCGAAACGCUAUUGCUGUUCUUGCGCAUGCUAAUCCCUUCGACGCGCUUCGGAGUCUCAACAACUCUCCCGCUCCGGCUGAUUUCAAGUAUGGACAGCGCAUCUCCUCUGCUCCAUUCUUGGUGGCCGAAGGUCGAGACUCCGCCCAAGACUUCUGUACCAUGCUGCACGCUAAGCACUCGGAGGUCGAAGGGCGUCUGGGAAGGCGAUCAUGCAAGACGCGCGAUGCAGUCCUCGGAGCCGUUGUUCCUAUCCUCAAACAGCAGAAAAUGAAGAGCUUCGCCCACUUCUGUGCCGACAUGUGGAUUUUCCCAGCUACCAACACAGCCAUAGUGUACGGCGGCGCCAUUUCACAGCCUAAGUUCUACACCUUCCUCGAGCCCGGAUACAUCGGUCGAACUGUACCUCUACAGAUCACCGUGGCUAGGCGCGGUCGGAACCGACAAUCAACAAUGAAAGUCCGCGUCGCCGGUGAUUGGGUCGACCUGAAGUCCUGGCUGAAUGGCCUGCCCCCGCCAACAUCCUCCAGAUUCGAUGCGAGACGUCUCGGCGAUCAAGGAUAUCAGCGCCAGUCCCGCUGGUGGUCGAUAACUGGGAAGUCUUUCAGGCUGAUGGAUCUACCCCGAGAGCUGCGCAAUCUCCUCAUUGUUCAUCUCAUUGGGUCCACAAUCCUCCCAGGCGAGGAGUGGAUCUACAAUGAAAAGCGAAUCGCAACUUUCGGCAGGGGCACCACCACUCCACGCUAUUCCCAUCACUAUCCGUCUGAAGACGAAGGCCCGCCCCCAAUCCGCGCGCCCAUCAUCCAGAUACUGUGUCUCAAUCGGCAAUCCCGCGCGGAGGCACUGGAGGUAGGCUGGAAGUACACAACAAAACGCUUCGAUCAUGAAUGGACCUUGAGAAGUUUUGUUAAAUUGGCUCCUACCCUAGGUUUCGAUGCCUUGCGCCACGUUGCUCUACAUCUCACCCAUAGAGGCUAUAUGGGAUUCUUUGCGAUUGAUGUCCCCGGCUGCGAACGGAAUGGGUACUACUCGUGCGAGGCUGACAUUCUACUACUAAUGCCAACGCUGCACUCUCUUCGGCUUUCUUUCGAAUCGACCAAGUACAGCGCUGAGAAUGACCCUUUCCGUAACUGGGAUAAUGACUGGCCGGCGCCGACAUCAUGCCAGAAGAUCCUUGUGGACUGGAUCCUUAGCUUCGCGAAGCCUUUUAUCGAACACAUUCCGGAGAUUCAGUUCGCGGGCUUCAUCAAACAUAGCACGAGGCAGAAGUUGAAGAAGAUCUUCGCCGACCAAAAGCUAGGGAUCAAGCAUGAAGUCGACGUGGCAGCUAUCAAAUCUCUUCCAGAAGACAACUUGGCGCCGGGCGAACGUAGUGCAGCCACGCCGGGCAAGAAAGGCCAUGGGAAUCCAUCGCAAUUGACGCCUGUUCGGGCAAUGCUUGCUGCCAGGUACGCAGCCGCGGUUAAGAGCCCUGCCGGCUUACGAAAUGUCAAUUUUAGCCAGGGGCUGUUCCUGCCGUCACCGCCGCUUGUGACCGGAGUGUUUCUGCGCCGCAGCCGGAGCAGUAUAUUACAUAAAUUCCAGAGUAGCACUUUACAGCGCAGAUUACAGAGUACGAUCGCAAGUCAGGAAGCAACAUCCCAACAUCCGCCUCCACCACCACCAAACCCAGAGUCUCAAUCACUACCACCCCGGCGCUCCCUCCCUAUACGCCUCCUCCGCGGGACUUUCCUCUUCCUCGCCCUCUUCACAGCCGGCUUCGCCAUGGCCGCCUCCCCUGCCGUCGAAACGAUUAACAGCUUCCUCAAGCCCCCCACCGACGCCGAAACGCUAGAAAUCUACGAGUCCACCCCCUCCUCCGCAGACAUCGAUGCCUACAUCAACAUGCACCCUCUAACCCAAUCCCUGCGCCAGGAUCCGCGCUUCGUCGAAUCCCGGCCCCACAUGAAAAUCCCGCCCUCGAUGCGCCCGCACAACCUCACCGGCGGCACCCUCCUCGGCGAAAACAAAAUCGCCUCCCCGCCCCUCACAUUCAGCACGCACGACGGGAGCCAGCUCGUCUCGAUCCAGCACCUCGGCCCCGCGCUCUGCGGACACCCUGGGAUCGUGCACGGCGGGCUCCUCGCCACUUUGCUAGACGAAGGCCUCGCGCGGUGUUGUUUCCCGGCGCUGCCGAAUAAGGUCGGCGUCACGGCGAGCUUGAAGAUCGACUACAAAGCGCCGUGUAUGGCGGGCCAGUUCGUGGUGCUCAGGGCCGAGACGACCAAGGUGGAGGGGCGCAAGGCGUGGGUUAGGGGGUGGUUAGAGACGCUGCCUGCGCCGGAGGAGUGGGUUGGGGAUGGGGAGGUGGAGAGGGCUAAUGAGAAGACCAAUGGGUUCAAGGUCCUGAAUGGGGUUGAUGGGGUCAACGGGUCGAAGGAGGUUAAUGGGGUGAAGGAACCUAAACUGCCGAAGAGGCUGUGUGAGGCUGAGGCCUUGUUUAUCGAGCCGAGGCAGGCUGCGACGAUGGCGAGAGUAUACUCGACGCAGUAG